Ictalurus punctatus (channel catfish) is the source of this 5073-nucleotide messenger RNA. RefSeq names its product macrophage erythroblast attacher, E3 ubiquitin ligase (gene maea). The transcript is spliced from 9 exons. NCBI's taxonomy places the organism in Eukaryota, Metazoa, Chordata, Actinopteri, Siluriformes, Ictaluridae. Gene Ontology annotation, cellular component: cytoplasm; GID complex; nucleus. The coding region runs from base 13 to 1233 and encodes 406 amino acids. The record is from RefSeq and is a predicted model, not a curated record. Gene Ontology annotation, biological process: proteasome-mediated ubiquitin-dependent protein catabolic process. Gene Ontology annotation, molecular function: protein binding; ubiquitin protein ligase activity.
UUUGCUCUGCGCAUGCGCAGCGGUUUCCCCAAAACCAAGAUGGCGGUGCAAGAAACAGCUGCUCAACUCUCUAUGGCUCUUAAGGUUCAAGAAUAUCCAACUUUGAAGGUUCCUUAUGAGACCUUGAAUAAGCGCUUCCGUGCAGCGCAGAAGAACAUAGACCGCGAGACGAGUCACGUGACCAUGGUGGUGGCCGAGCUGGAGAAGACCCUGAGCAGCUCCUUCCCUGUUGUAGACUCUGUGGUCUCCCUGCUGGAUGGUGUGGUGGAGAAAUUAAGCGCACUCAAACGGAAGGCGGCAGAAUCAAUCCAGGCUGAAGACGAGAGCGCUAAGCUCUGUAAGCGGCGUAUUGAACACCUGAAGGAGCACAGCAGCGACCAGCCGGCUAACGUAAGCGUGUGGAAGAGGAAACGCAUGGACCGCAUGAUGGUGGAGCACCUGCUGCGCUGCGGCUACUACAACACCGCCGUCAAGCUCGCCAAACAAAGUGGGAUCGAGGAUUUGGUCAACAUCGAGAUGUUCCUCACUGCAAAAGAAGUGGAGGAAUCACUUGAAAGGCAGGAAACAGCCACCUGCUUGGCCUGGUGCCAUGACAACAAGUCUCGUCUGAGGAAGAUGAAGAGCUGUCUGGAGUUCAGUUUAAGGAUCCAGGAGUUUAUCGAGCUCAUUCGACAGAACAAACGCAUGGACGCAGUACGACAUGCACGGAAACACUUCAGCCAAGCAGAAGGUGGGCAGUUGGAUGAGGUUCGGCAGGUGAUGGGCAUGCUGGCAUUUCCUUCCGACACUCACAUUUCCCCAUACAAGGACCUUCUGGAUCCAGGCCGCUGGAAAAUGCUGAUCCAGCAAUUCAGAUACGACAAUUACAGAUUACACCAGCUGGGGAACAACUCUGUGUUCACCAUCACUCUGCAGGCAGGGCUGUCUGCCAUCAAAACCCCACAGUGUUACAAAGAGGAUGGUUCCUCUAAAAACCCAGACUGUCCUGUAUGCAGCAAGUCCCUGAACAAACUGGCUCAGCCUCUCCCCAUGGCCCACUGCGCAAACUCUCGCCUGGUGUGUAAAAUCUCCGGGGAGGUCAUGAACGAGAACAACCCACCCAUGAUGCUGCCUAAUGGCUAUGUUUAUGGCUAUAAUUCUCUCUUGUCUAUUCGUCAAGACGACAAGGUGGUGUGCCCCAGAACCAAAGAAGUCUAUAACUUCUCCCUGGCUGAGAAGGUUUACAUCAUGUGAUGAGGCCUCCAGAGCAUAGUUCAAGCUGUUUUUGUUUUGUUUUUUGUUUUUUUGUAAUGAUACCACCUUGGGCUCGACGAAUCCCAAAACGAUGAAACCUGUAGUCUGAAGACCUCUGUUCCUCAGCCUGUGUUCCAUGAGACUGAAUCCAGUUGCCCUCUGCCAAACCUUUUCUGAGAAAAAAGGUUUCUAGUCCAUUGGAGGUUUUUAACUAUACAACUGAAUGAUGAAAAUGGGGAACAACACGACAUAAUUUCAAAAAGUUUGAUAUUUCAGCGUUUUCCUUUACUGGCUUCUUGACAGUUGUGCGAUGACAAAAGGACAUUGUCCCACAUCAUAUAUCUGAGAGCUUCUGCCUUUUUAGUGUGCUUAAAAAUGACCGUUCGUUUUAAUCAAGAGUGCUCAUGUUAUUUUUUUAGACCGAAGUGUUUAGAACAUAAUAGGGUCCACUUUCUAAUAUCUUGCCUGAGCACCUGUAAAAUCUCUUACCAAAUAUGGUUGGGUAAUACCGGCACAUUCUCACACACCAUGCUCACUGCCGUUGCAGUUACCUUUAUAGAAAGUGUAGUAGCGUCAGUGGCAAUACUUCGCACAUAAUUCUCAGUUGAUGUAACUAGGUGUAGAAAGACAUUGCAGUUUGUUGGUAGCUAUUUGUGAAGGGUUGUUAUUAGACUAAACUUUACAUCACAUGCCGUGUUUUGACAGGUUCAUCAUUACAAUACAGACUACUUGUGUCCAUGACCAGCAUACAACGUGUUGGGUCAAGUGUAGCAGGAUUUUAUUGUGACAAAGUCAAAAAUAUGAAGGUUUGUGAGGACAGUGGUUGUUACUAUACAAAAUAUCCGUGAUCUCAUGCUAGAUUUAGUGGUGUUUCAGGAUUCAAGAAGUAUGCAUUCGUUUAGAGGUGUGCACAAAAGAUUUUUUUUUUUUUUAAAUAGCACUCCCGCCUGCUAUAGUAGAAAGACCGAUUCUGCAGUGUCGCAGUAUAUUCUGAUGAAGCUAGCCGGUUUUAAUUACCCAAAAUAUAAAGUAUCAAGUAAUUACUACCACAGCUACCUUACCCAGGAUUAAGCAGGUAAUGAAAUUGAAACUGAGUGAUCCACGGGGAUCCUCAGGGAUCUCACAGGGAUCCUAGUCUCGAUGCACACCUCUGCAUUCAUUCACCAAAGCAACAUGUAGUGUCUGAAUCUCAGGUUAGAUUCACAUCGUACAUGCUACAUACUGUAAAGCCUGACUCACUGUGUCUCCAUACUUCACAAGACCAUCAUUUGUUGCUUCCCUUUUCCGAAAAAUAGACUGUCUUCCUCUUUUGUGUUAGGUCUUAAUGGUAAGGGCUACAUAGGUUUCGGAUUGAUAAGGUCUUAACCACUUUGUCAUGUGAGUUUUAAAAAAUAUAUAUGCUUCAGAUAAUCAUAAGCAUUUUUUGAUGAAGCACUAAAUAGUUUUGUGUCGUUGUUCGACCACACAUUUUCUAUUCUAGACUCCACACCAUUCAGAUUUUCCCAGUCAGAUAGCGGUUAGGUUGUCUACAAGGACCUAUUUUAUUUUAUUUUUUAAGCACACUGUCCUUUUUUUUUUUCCCUUUAUACUUGGCAAGCUGCUUUCAAAUGUGCUAUUUUAUUGUAAGUGUGGAAAGGCUACUUAGAUACCGCUCUUGCAUGUGUGUACUCAUAGAGUAGUUGGGUUGUUCAUGUUUAGUCAAAUAAAAAAAUUAUUUGAAUAAAUGCUGUGCUCGUAAAUGACUUAAACACACUGCACGAAAAAAAAACAAUACAAACACUUGGGUACCACAAAAUAAAGAAUAAUGUAACCUUGAUUAUGGUAGAAAUGAAGAUGUAUAAAAAAAUUAUCUAUACUGUACACAUUAUAUGUAAAUUACACAUUUUUAUUGUUGUAAUUACUGUGGUACAAGAGGAAUAAACCUCUAUGAGGCAUGUGGUUAUAGGAAAACAAACAGCUGGGUGGUGUAAUGGCCUAAUGUGAGAUGGAGUAAAUGUUACCACCUUGAUGCUGAUUAUUUUCCAAUGACAACGCACCCCAAGGGUUUUAUUCCUCUCAUACAACAGCAAUUUACCAAUUAUCACUGGUAUUUAUUAAACGUUUAUAUAUUAUACAUUUAAAUGGACCUCAUAAGGGUAUACUUUUGGCUAAACGUUCAUGUUAAUAGACAUUUUCUGUGUUAAAUGAAUAAGGGAAUGUACUUUAUUUCCCUGAAAGGUUAUCUCAAAAAUACUGUUGUCUUUCAGCCAUUUUGUUACAAGUGUGGAGGUAUACUUGGAAUCAUUGACUUCCUGGAAGACACAGUUGUUUUAACUUUCUGGCUGAUGUCUUGAGGUGCUGCUUCAGUAUUUCUAGAUAAUCCUCGUUCCUCAUGAUAUCUAAUUUCUGAAGUGCACCAGUCCCUAUUCCAUGACAACAUGAUGCUGCCACCACCAUGCUUCCCAGUUUGGAUGGUUAAAAGCCUCACCCUUUUUUUCCGUACAUAACUCCCAAAAUUAUGGCAGAAAUGGUCCCGUUUUUGUUUCACCUGACCAGAGAAAACUCCUCCAAAAGGCUGGUGAUCACCUGAAAACUUCAGUCUGGCUUUUUUUAUGCUGAUCUUAAUGUAAGGGCUUCUCUUAGUUGCUUGGAUUUUCCCAUGGUAUCAAGAACAAAAAGGCCCUGGCUCUACAUACAGCCACAGGCGACUCCCGGUUAAAUCCUAGUUAUGACAACUCAAAGCUCAAAAGCUUCUAAAAGGCAUUGAAUACAUUUUUCAAUCAAAUCUUUUCGACUGUCAAUUUGGUAUGUACCAAAUUUGACCCACUGGAAGUCUGAUAUUGCGAAUUAAAGCUGAAUAUAUCCUUCUCGAAUCAGUUGUUUCAAAAUGCCUUCAUGAAAUGUAUGGUAACAUGAAAUGUGCGGAGUUGUACUGAACUGAGAUUGAAUAUUGUCCACCUAGGUAUAUGUAAAAUUUGGACUUAAAAUUUGAAUAAAAAAUGUAAGUCUGAAUUGAUUCAUUUAACUGAGUUUGUAUGGGGUGAAGAAAUUUAAGUGCAUAAAAAGAAACAAUAUGUAUUAAAGGAAAUGACAAAAAUCUCAAGUAACCACUCUUUACAUCCGGGGCGAGCAGAAAAGCAUCUCGCGCAGCACACAAUGCACCAAACUUUGAGGCAAGAACAGGAAUCUGAGGCUACAGUGGACAGGCUCACCGAAACUGGACAGUCAAAUAUUGAAAAAAGACCAGGCAAGGUUUUCCUUAAUCUUGUUCAAAUGUACUUCUUUACACAGAAAGACAAGAGAGAAUUUAACUGGUCAUUAGUGAUAGUUUUCUGUUUGUCCUUUUAUGAGAAAGAGUAACCUUGCCUCAGACAUAGCAGAAUAAUUCGUCCGUUAUCCUACAGCUAUUUCACCCCCACUUCUAUGAUGGCUCUUGCCAAUCAGUCAGUGACUGAUGACCUAUAUACUGCACACUACAUACAAUCACAGGACCUUGUUGAUCUAAAACAUAUAAUUCAUGUCUGUCUCAGACUCACACGUACUAGAGAAGAAGGAGAAGAAGAACAAACCACCAGUGCAUGUUUCUUUUAUUUAUUUAACAUAUAGUUUGAUUAAAGAUCUUUAUAAAAAGCAUUUGCAGAUUUGGUCAUACGGUUGUAGAUUAGGAUUCUGCACAUGCAGAAGGUAUAUGUUUAGAAAUCAAGUUAACAUUACAGACAAUGUUAUCUUGAACAGUUUUUGGUCACUUUGUUUUCACAGUUUUGUGUGGUCCAGGAAAAGUUGGCGUUAAUGGUGGUGUGUUUGGUCUAGUAGAUGUAGCUGGCAGUGUGGAGGGACUGCGUGGCAGCCUGGUCAGCCUGG